AGGGAACGCGCCCUGGCGCUCCGCGGAAGGCGGAAGGCCGUUCCGGCAGCCAUGGCGUCGAGACGCUAGACGCUCUGGACCGCGGCGGAUUUUUCGCGCGUUCCCGGCGCUUGGAGCCACACCGGACGAUGGGGCUGGGCUGGGAGUGCGCCUUCACCGAACCGGGAACAAGCACCGCCGAGGCCGCCAGCAGCAUCCCUGCGGGAGGAGGCGUCGUAGCAGCAGCAGCAGCAGCAGCAGCAGCAGCAUCGGCGUAAACAACAACAACAGCAGGAGGAGGAGGGUCCCCGGAGGAGGCCCGCCGCCGGCCACAUGAACCACCCGCCUGGACGCCCGCCGCCCCGCCUCGGAGAAAAGGUCAAGCACAUCAUCGCCGCCAGGAUGCUCUGCUGCGGACGCAAAAAGGAAAACCACGAGGGCGACCUGGUGGUGUGCGUCGAAGGCGGCAGCGAGACGUGGGGUCCUCGGGUGGGGGCGGUCAGACCCCGGCUGGCACCGGGAGCCCCCGCUCCCGAAAUGGUUCUGCAGGGGGACUUCCGAAAGGUGAGCGGCAUCUCGAGCGAGGUGUUCCGCCAGAUCGAGGCCGUGGAGCGGGAGUACGACGCCACCACGGCGGCCCACCUGGAGGCCGUGCAGAAGCGCGGCGAGAUGGUGGUGCGCGUGCUCGACCCCCGCUGCCUGGGCCGCGCCGGCGCGCAGGCGGCACGGCGGUACGCGCAAGGCGGCACCGCCUUCGUCGAGAUCGUCAAGCGGCCCGGGCAGACGCUCGGGCUGUACAUCCGGGAGGGAGACGGAGUGCGCACGCAAGAAGGGGUCUUCAUCUCUCGCAUCGCCCUGGAGAGCGCCGUGUACCACUCGGGCCUCCUGCGGGUGGGCGACGAGAUCCUGGCCGUGAACCUGGUGGACGUGCGAAACAUGAGCCUGGACGACGUGGUGAUCAUCAUGUCCAUACCGCGCCGCCUGGUGCUCGCCGUGCGCUCCAAGGGCGCUGGUGGUCCCGGAGGACGUUCGGGGGCACUGCCUCCCGUGCCGCCCAUGGCAGCCGAGAGGCAGCGGCCGCCCGUGGUCAUCGUCAAGAGGGGCGUCCAGGAAGCCGAGGACGACCUGCACAGCGAGAACGGCAUGGGCGGCGGGGGAGGCCUGAUGGAGAACCCCUACUACAGCAGCACGGUGCCGGUGCGGAGGCAACCCCAGCCCCCGCACCGCUACCCCAAGACCCUCGAGAGCCUGGCCGAACAGGUCCACGCCUUCCGGGACAGUCCGCACAUGGAGCGCUCAUCGGCAGCCAGGAAUAGGUACUGGGACGAACACGACCGAGGCAUGUCGUCGCGGCGGCUUCUGCGCACCGAGAGCGAGCAGCGGCUGAUGCAGCCCGAGAUGAUGCAGGGCCCGCACGCGGGCCGGUACUACUCGCUCAGGCCUUCGGCCACGGGCGGUGGCAUGGUCUCGCUGCACCACGUGGCGCACCACCACCACCACCAACAGCAGCAGCAGCAGCAGCAACAGCAUAUGGCCCCCGGCGGCAUCCUGCGGCGGAGGUCGCUCAUGGAGAGCUGCUCGGACACCGAGGUCCAGUCCGGCAGGAGACCGCCCUCGGCCAUGGGCGCCGCCGCCUACAUGGCGCCUCCGACUCACGGGCAACAGCCGCGCACGCUGACAGGCCGCUCCAACUCCCUGCCUCGGGGCGUCGCACUCGGGGUGCUGGACCCGCGUCGGGCGCUGCGUCACGGGGUGCGAUUCGAGCGCGCCGCCUACGACUCGCAAGAGGACAGCGACGGAGCCCUUUCAGCGCCGGAGCUGCCUUCGGGGAGGCCUCGCAGGCCCAAGGUGUCGGCCAGCGGUCCCCUGGCGGGUCCCCUGAUGAGCAGCGGAGGCACGCUGCCCGGCGUUUUCUCAUCGUCCGAGUACCGGGCCUGGAUGCGCCGCGCGCCGUCCACUUCGGCACUGUACGAGCGCGUGGGACGCCUGUCCUCCGCAGCCUCUUCCACCGGCCUCGGCGGCAGGGCGGGGGGCGGAAGCCUGCUGCACCAGCAGCACCCGCAGCUGUCGUCGUCGUCUUCCGGUACGUCAUCGCUGAGGCGGCCCCUGCCCCGGGUCGCCCACAGCGCCGAGAGCCUGCUCGACUCGCUCAGACAGGAGCAGCAACAGCUGCAGCUCCAGCAGCAGCGCAGCAGCCUCCUGUCGGGCCUGCCGGCCUGGGGCUCGAGCAGCCUGGACCUGGGCUCGAGCGUCGGCGGCGGCGGUGGUAGCCUGCGGCCCAUGGGACGCUCUUCGUCGCUGCUUUUCCCGCGGCCGCUUCGGCUGCCGCACGCCCUGAGCCUCGACUACGUGCGCGCCGAGGAUCGAGCCCUGUGUCUCAACCCCAGAGAGUUCCUCAAGUACAGGCCCGAGAAGGAGAGCGAGUCGGUGCUGGCGGGGGCCUUCAGCGGGCUGCUGUGGCUCCACCUGCUUGGCGCCCGCGGACUCAGAGGACACGGGCCCCGCGACCUGUACUGCGUCAUCGAGACGGACCGGGCCCACAAGGCACGCACCGUCGUUCGCUCGGGCGACCACUCCUUCGACUGGGACGAGGUGUUCGAGCUGGACCUGGUGGACAACACGACGGUGUCGUUCCUGCUCUACAGCUGGGACCCGCAGUCGCGCCACAAGCUCUGCUACAAGGGCACCGUACACCUGCUGUCGGCGCUUCGCGAGGCGCCCGCGCACAGCCUCGCCCUGCGCCUGGAGCCGCGCGGGGCGCUCUACCUGAAGAUGCGCUACCGCGACCCGCGCCACACGUUCCAACGGACGCCCAACUACAGCGGCGGCGGCGUGUUCGGCGCGCCGCUCGACGCUCUCGUCUCGCGCGAGAAGGGCACCGUGCCGCUCAUAGUGCACCGCUGUGUGCAACAGGUGGAGAGCCGCGGCCUGGACAUCGUGGGCAUCUACCGCCUGUGCGGGUCCGCCGUACGCAAGCGGAUGCUGCGCGAAGCUAUCGAGCGCAGCUGCGCCGCCAGCGGGCCCCACUGGAAAGUGGACCUCUCCGCGGAUCACGUGCCCGACAUCAAUGUCGUCACCAGUCUUUUGAAGGACUACCUUCGCGAGCUUCCCGAGCCUUUGUUCACCAAGGGCCUGUUCGACAUGCUCGUAGACGGGCUGAGCGUUUGCCUGCCCGACGACCCCGAGGGCAACGCCAAGCUCAUGUUCAGCAUACUCGACUGCCUGCCCAAGGUCAACCGGUGCACCGCCCUGUUCCUGCUGGAUCACCUGAAGCUGGUGAGCAGCCGGAGCGACCGCAACAAGAUGACGUCACGCGCCCUGGCCGAGUGCUUCGGUCCCGUGUGUGUGUGCCACGCCGAGACGGGGUUCCCCGUAUCCGACCUGCGUCGCCCCAUCGAGGUCUUCGCCUACCUGCUCGACAUCUGGCCGCUCAACAGGGCCGCGUUCGUCGCCGCCAGCGGCAGCGACCUGCGCCCCUCCCUGGGCGCCAGCAUCGCCGCGGGCAGCGGCCUGGGCGGAGGCUCGUCGCUUGGGGGCAGCACCUACCUGACCAGCUCGGUGUCCUCGUCGUCGUCGCACUUGGGCGGAUCGCUGGGCGGAGCCGCCAGCGGCCUCUACUCGACGGCCGGCAUCUACACCAGCGGCGUCCACACGGCCGGCGCCGGCAGCUACACCAGCCGCACGAGCGAGCUCGCGGGCGGCGGCUACACAAGCUCGACAUUGGGGUCGAGCAACACGUACUCGAGCUCCGGCGGGAUCGGCAUCUCGGUGCCCAUAACCACAGUGCCGAGCCUGUCGUCGCUGGGCGCGUCCGACAAGCUGACGACCACCGUUACCGCGCCGUCUUCGUCGUCGUCGCCGCCUCGCGACGCGACCGCCAUCACCACCACCGCGUCGUCUACGCUGACCAGAGAACGGCCCGAGCCCCGCGAGCGGUCCGAACACCGCGAGCGGUCCGAACACCGCGAGCGGUCCGAACACCGUGAGCGGUCCGAGCACCGCGAGAGGUCCGAGCACCGCGAGAGAUCCGAGCACAGGGAGCGGCCAGAGCCUCGGGAGCGCUCCAUCAUGGGUGACGUCGGCGGCACGCUCGAGAGAGGAGCGAGCGGGCACCUCCUCAACUCGACGAGGGACAGGGUUUGUGACGUCACGGGCGGUGCCAACCCGUCGGUGAGAGCCGCGGGCUUCGGCGGAGCCAACGGCAUCGGAAACGCCUCCGGGAUCGGACUGAACGGCGGUGGCGGAGCCGGGGCGAACGGAGCGGGAGCGAACGGAGGCCUGGGUCCGUCGAUCUCCUCCGUCGCGUCGCAGGGCUCGGAGUCGAGGCCCGGCGACGCGACGUCGGCGCCCGACAGCAAGCCGUGGCCUAGCCAGAGAUCAUCACUGCCAGAAUCUGCCUGUUGAUCCCGUGCCAUUGUUUCGGUUUCAUUCCCUUCACCCGCGUCCUUUGUUUCAUCCGCGUCUCGCGCCCCAGCCGUCGUAUGCAGGGCACGUGGCACACCGGGAACGGACCGGCAACCGUCACGGUGCGAUUCCUCCCGCGAGCAGUGAAGGCGUCCGAGCUGUAUCGCGCCCCCCUGCAAUCCUGUUUGGCGCUCCUCUGGUCGUCAUUUCCGGCAUCUCGUCGACUGGCGCGUCAUUUCCUCCUCCCGCGGGACGGGCUGUCUUGUUCCGAUCUCCACGUUGGCGCGGUUCGUUUUCGUUCUCUUUGGCCUCCUACACCUCGGUGAGGUGUGCCCAGCUACAGCAAACACACUCCGGGCCACCGUGUUAAAAACGAAAAAAAAAAAAACGCCGAACUGGCGAAAGCGCAAAAGAUGUCGCUCUCAGCACCAAGGGGGCGUCGGGAGUAUGGUCAUCUACCUUAGUCGCGCGAUACGCCUCUCGCCACCUGUCGUGAGGAAGUGGAAGCCCGUCGGACCGGGCACACGACUGGCGAUGCCUGCCGGUCGUUUGCGAUUCGUUAUGUGCGGGGGUGGCGGCCCGAGGCGAGUUCGCUAUAUCGGGGGGCGAUGACGUGGCAACGAGACAACCGCGAGUAUCGCCGCGACGCUAUUCGCCGGAGUCGUGAGUGAGGCGCCUCCGUGGCCACGACGGGAUCCGCAAUACUGCCUAAAGCAUCGCUCUGCAGCGCGCUAUGGUUAAGCGCGACAUCAGUUUCUCCAACGUUUACCGCUUUUGUGAGACGUCCGGGAGGAUGACCUUUCCUCUCCAGUCUACUAAUCAGAAUCGGAGGCCGUUUUCACUGCGGCCUUAAGGAGGUAUGGUUUCGCUUUUAGCAGGUGACUUUACACCCUGUGCGAGACUGUCACAAAACAGAAGGAAACGCACACGGCUAUGCUUCACGUGUCAACGCUCUUUCCUGGCUCCUUGCAAAACUGCAUUAUUACAAGCGCGUUAAAGAGAGAGGGGGGGGGGGAGAUGAUGGGCAGAAAGGAAUGGCAGCAAACGUUACCGCGCUGGCUUCUUCAGAAGCUUCGACCUCGGCAUCACUCGAACCCAUUCACCGCUUUUGCGGUCGCAAUAUUUUUUUUUUCUUCGAAGCCGCCGCAGCCUAUUUUGCAAUUUGAGGCGCACGAGCCACUUUAAACAUGAGAUGCCGCCUCGAUAAAUAUUACCGAUCCCUAUCCGCGGGCUAGCAAAAAUCGGAGGCGCUAGCUAAAACGCGCCUUUACUGUCACUGUAGUGCCCGGUCAACUGAUAAGAAUGCUUCACCGCGUCCCAUGAGCUUCGCAACCUGUAAAACAACGCGUUCAAAAUGAAAAGGAAAAGAAAAGCUAGAAGAAAUGAAGAACCAGCCAACAGCUUAAUAGGAAGUUUUUGUUCGGUUUCUCCGAAUAUACGUCUGCAACGCAGAAAUACUGUCAAUAAUCUGUUAACUUAUUUGAAUAAUAUUUGAUAAAUACUUUAAUUAGUAUAUAAGUUCAAGUGAGAUUUUGGGAGUAUGUUUGUAUUUAGCCUUCCAGAAAUUCUUCACUCCGCGGAAGGAAUGCAUAUGGCAUUGUACGAACUGUAUUAACAUUGUAUUAACAGACCAUUUAAAGUGGACAGUUACAACACACCGACGUGGUAUAUGUAUGCGCAUUGUAUUUCCUUUGUUUUCUCUCGGCAGUUUCUCAGUAGCCUCAUUGACAAAGCACCUGCAUCUUUUAGAUUAAAGGUAAAAUUCAUGAGCAUUGCCCGCUUGCAACUGCCGAAAAGACGUCGCUUGCGGAAUCGCGAGAUAUAUCUACUUUUUUGUAACAUAGUAGGCCAUAUUGUGAUCAACUGGUUACUUAAAAUUUUAUUAAGUCUGCUGUUAUAUUUUUGAAUACAUUCAUCGCACAAGGUGGCAUACAGCCAUGUGCGCCAAACAUUCAAAUGAAUCUGACAUUUUCCUUCAAAUGCAAAAAUUUCGUUCAAGCCGGUUUAGCUGCAGCAAGAAGAGGAUUGUGCGCCAUUGCUGUGGGCGCACUGGUUAAUCGUGAAACUGAGUCAGCGCUGUUUCAGUGUGCCACUUAACAAAAUAGUCUCUGUGUUUCAGACACGUUAACAUACAGAGCAUACACACAUUUACCGAUCAUACAGUUAAUAAUGUCUCGAGCCAAAACGAAAGUGCUAUUCGUUAAACCUAACAUUUCGUGGUCAACUCGUGUCAUAUCUCGUGGGUAAAACGGCGAAUGGCUGAAAUGCACCGAGUUAAGCGUAAAACGUCAUAACUCUACCCAUAAUAUAAAGAUAUGUUAUUAAUAUCUUAUAAAGCAGGCAAGCUUGCAGAACAUUUCAAUAGCAGGCGACAGAAUGGAGAUGGUGAAACGUUUCCCACUGGCUGUCAUGAUCUAUAAUCACGAUCUUAUGGCUUUGAGUCUACAAAAACGUUCGAUUGAACCUGCUGGAGGGAGAGGAUAAAACUCAAUGCCUCGUUUUCAAAGGAAAUAUCGAAGAUCUUGUCAAGAGCACAAGCCUACAGGAAACCUUGAUAACAGUUCAUAGGAGAGAGAGGAUACAAGUGAUGACCGUGCAAUCACGGUCUGUAUAAUGGACGACUUGUCAAGGAGAUAAACCUACAAAAAAUGUUGAUAAAAGCCGGCAGGAGGGAGAUGGUGAAACUCCUAGCCGCCUUAUCAAAAUUUUGCAUAAAGAUCUUGUCAAGGAAACGAGUCUAUAGAAAUUGAUAACACGUAACAGGAGGGAGAGGGUGGUGCUCCUUUCCGUGUUACCAAUUUCUAUGAAGCUUCACUCUGCCGCUAUGCGUCGUUUAGGAAUUUAGGAAGAAGCAGAGUUUGCCCCGAAACGUGGAAUAUAACAAAUUCUAUUUGCUGGAUCGCGACGUCAAUCAACGCCUAAUUAUUCGGUCCAAUCUGACGGCAAUUUUGUAAAAGAUACUCAGAUUCCACGUUUUGAACGCUCAUUGUAGACAACCGAUACUUACGGAGACAGUUGUAUAUGAACGCGAAAUCAGUUUAAACUGAUAUACUGUUCUUUCAAAGCUCUGCUUUUGGUUCAUUUGGCGACAGUAGGUUUUUUACUAGAAGAUAAAACUGGGGCCGGACAUAAUGUCUUCUAAGUGUCGCGCACAAACCACGCGGAGGUACAUCAGCAGGGCGUCACAAAUUUCAAAGUAUUUACUUCGUAUUUACUGGUAUUUGGGCCGCUGUGACGAAGUAAUAGUUCUCAGAACUUGAUACGCUCAGUCCUUUGUUUUAUUUUGUUUCUGGCGUACAAUGCAGUAAUAUAUAUAGUAAUACAAUGCUAAACAGACCAGAGCAGAUGCCAUCAAAAUUCAGGACUUCACGGUGAGAUAGUGUGGGACCUUCAUAAUCUCGUCCAGCCUACCGUGUUCUCGUUUUGCCUCUUUUCUAGCUUAUGAAGGCUUCUCUCACAGGAAGAGUGAGCUUAUUUUUUUCUUUUUAUUGUAGACGCGCAUUUCACAGAUGCAGCUAAGCUUAAUUUCCUCUUCAGAGUCCCUUUAACUUGCCUCAUUUUGCGUGGCUGUGGCAGUCGUCCUCAGCUUCAUGCUUCACGAAAACACGGCUACAACGAUAAAAUGAACCGUAUUACUGGGAUUACGCCAGUGUUCCGGCCUAACCCAUACCGAGACAGCGCGGCACUGAUUAGAACGAAUGACUACUUCGCGCGUACCCUGCACUUUUACGCAUCCGAAGCGGCCAUGUAGUUGUGCGUUGAACCGGCUCGGGCGGAGACGUUACGUAACACGAGCUUCAUUUCACGUGAGACGACUCACCGCGUUCGCUUAUUUUGUUGUUUCGUCGUGUAGCAGUCGCGGAUGAUCAGCAGAAGACCGGAGAGCCUUAUGUGUACGACGGCCACUGUGCCGUACUGACCAUAGCCACGGCGGGAAAAGAAGUGGACGUAAAAAAAGAAGCGCGAGGCGAACUCCGCCGCCGGCAAUAGUACGGUGCAGUGGCUCUUUGCUACGUUAGCAACGCAGCCACCGACUUCGCGCCUCGCCUGUUUCAGUCUCAAAGUGCGGAAACGUUUGUACCUUCAUUUUCGAAUGGCGUGUGAACUGCGGCGAAUUGCGUUUUGCAGAGCCCGAUGGUUGACUGCCGUUUUUUGAACGAAUGUUUUCGGGCCACGGCCGGAGCAGGAUUUCGGUAUAGAGCACACGUGAGUGGCGCCAUGCUUGCGGAUGUUCUCUUUUGUUUUUUGUUCGUUUACUUCGAGUGCGUACAACGGUUGUGACAUUUUAUCUUUGUGAAUGAGUCUGUCAUACGAUGCACUGUAGCACGUUCAGUCGCCCUUGUUUCUCGUCUCUGUGUGCGGUCUCUUCGAUCAACCUUAGCCUCUCGACGUGUACAGCGCCGAAGUGCGAGGCGCUUCCCUCGGCGCUGUGAAAUCGCUGCGCCGUAUGCAAUGCUGUGAGGUGACAUUUAGGCCACGGCCAGACGCCUGGCGGCAUAGCCGACUGCCCGCUAGUCUUGCCGGCGUGUCGUGACAUCUUCAUUGCCGCUUUUGCGUUCGCUUUUGCAGAGCGACUGAUUCCUUGCGUCUGUCGAACAACAGCGUGUUUCAACGUGUUCAGCAGAAGAAGAAAACAUAAUACUGUUCAAACCGUCUCCAUGCUCUAAGCAGGGGGUAAACUCAUCGAUUGGGAAGGGUAUGCUCUUGCGAGAGUUGUUUCUUCAGCGGAAGCAACUGUGGUAGUGCCGAACCGUAGCAGGUAUUUCUUUUCCCCACUGUUUCAGACGCUGGUUGUAAGUUUCGUGAAGGCCGCUAUACAGUCUUUCGUUAUCGGUACACACGCGCGCGCGCUGUUGCGUACGAACUCACUUGGAGGUAAAAGUGGCGCUGCAGUCGCUCAAGAGACGCGGGAAUCAGGGGAAGCUUGGGCUUUUUCUGAAAGGCGUUUCUUCAGCCGGGCGUUUCGCUUCGGAUACGAUUCGUCGGUUUUUGUAUCCGCGGUUCAUUGCCGUUUUCUCAUAAUCUGAUCGUUCGGUGCACUCCGCACGAGUUGCACAAACAUUUUGUAUCCAUUGCGAUGUGACGCACUCUCAGCUAGAGAUACCCUAACGACCUGGUGGCGCUGCCGUCGCUAGUGACACACUGCGGAGCAGACGAACAGAGUUUCCAGGCAAAAAAGACGGUAUGCUCAGAACUAUGAAAUAUUUCACAGAAUUCCCGCUGUCCUUAGCGCCAGCUUUUGUUCAAAAAAUACACCUUGAAGCAGUUAACAAUGUACACCGAUGAUUCCGCUGCAGAAAGGGUGUCUACGCGGCCAUAGUGGCUUCGCCUUGUUCAGCCAUCGGCCGAAGCGAGUCAGUGCUUGUACUUACCGUGAUAACCGUGCGGAUCGAAGCGCCAAUGCUGAAACUCGCCAAGGCACUAGCACCAUAUUUCCCUCUAGGCCAGUUUCCGAAAGUCUAGGAACGCGCCAUGGCCUACGAGAACACGCCAUGGCCUCCGUGGCCGCCAAGUCACCGCGUGUGCGUAUUCCCGCAGGCCACGGGCACAUGCGGGGAAUACUCGACGUCGCUCGGCGUGCGAGAAAAGCGAGUAGCUUCGUCCUUUACUUUCGGUGCAUUAUUCUCGCAUUCAUCGAUCGAUAAAUUCUUGCUCGUUGAAUGAGUGACGACAGCCACAGAUGACGAGCCAGACUCAGCGGAGUACUGACACCAAAAUUGUUACUCGUCUUUUUUUCUUCUUUGCGUUAAGUAAAGCCUGGUGACAUCUAAGCCCUACAAAAAAGCACUGGCAAACGCCAGAGCGUCGUAAACAAUUUACAAAAUCACUUGCUUUUACGAUGUAGGUUUGGUUUUGGUACCCGGGCAAGCGGGUGCGGUAUGACGUCUUGAUACACUGGCUCGCUCUGCUCGUGCAGUCGUUGGGGCUGCCACGCACAAGCGCAGUAGCAGCAGCAACAACAACAACAACAAUAAAAAGAAGAAACGUGCGCAGCACUUCAUUAUUACUUUCUUUUGCGAGCAACGUCAUUCGUAACCUAGCUUUAUCGCUACGUGACGCCAAGAAAUUUUCGUCUGUGUCAUGACGUCACCAUAACGUACAUCAAGCCAGCCCCGGCAUUUCGAGACCAAAACUUUGGCCCGAAAUAAGAAUAUGUUUCCCAAAAGAUUCACACUUGCCAAGUGUAACCCUCUGACACGCGAAAAGCGUUAGGUACAGAGCUUUUCCAAGUUCACAUAACGCGUGUCAGUACUCCUUCGAUAAAAUGACCGACUGCUUCAACUUGCAGGGUCAAAGAGGCAGCAGCAGUGAGAGAGGAACUCACUAAAUAUUCAUAUAUGACGGCGCGGGAAAACCACAAGCCAGACCUCUUUUAUCUUGCUACCAGCUCUGAUGGUUACGGCUACACUUUCAAUCGAGCAAAGCUUGCAUGUCUUUUUGUUUUUUUUUAUACAAUAGUGUUCCUUGAUCCGCCUCCACGGUAGCGUGCGCUUGACCACCUGUCAAUCAUGUUUUUUCCCCCCUCCGAGCGACGGUACUAACUGGCCCUUCGGGUCGCGAGCGGGGCUGCAAUACUAUCUGGCAUUCGAUUUCGCCCAAUCUAGUUCGAUCGUUGCCUUGCCAGCUCGCACUCUGGCAACUUCACUCGGAGCCAGGCGUAAAGCGGCUCGAGAAACGGUGUUAUCUACUACGUGCACUGCGUGUGUAAGUAUAGUGCACGUUUGAUGUAAGGCCCUCUCCCCCGAUUCCCGACAUUCCCCCCACGCGCUGUUCCCCAGUAGUGAAGCAAAUCUACCAUAGGCCACUUCGAACUCGGUAUGCAUUGUGUGGUGGGAAACUGUAUCAUCGGACCUUGCACAUGUAAACGGUUGUCGUGCGAAAAUGAAAUAUAUAUGUACAUAUAUUUUCGGGCGGACUCGCGCGCGCGAGCACAUUUAAGACGAAUGCCUAAAGUUGGCUUUACCCCACGAAGACUCUUACUGCGGCGAAAGCAACGGCUCUGACGUGCGCCUUGUUGACGUGGCACGCUUCAAGUGCGCGCGACAAGUUUUGACGAACUGAGCUCCUUGCAAAUCCAGGCACCAAUUUCGACAGUUACCCGCGCGCUCGUCAUUUCGAACUGGCACGUCAGUCAGGGUUCGCAAGUCUACAUUGUCCCGCGACACCCGUCUACCUGUGCGAGGUUCAGCCUGUACGACUAAUGAUGACACUUCGCAUGAAGGUUUCUCUACAUUUCGUUGUACGCGAGGUAAGGUUUUCAUCUAGUGGCGUUAGCUGUUGCACGCAAAUAGGCUUUUCGUUCCCGCGAUAGUUGUAUAAAUUGCGUUCUACGGCAGAUGUUUUUUUUUUCCCUCUUUCGUCAAAUUAAUUACGUUCGCGAAUAGAACGGUUACAGAAUUUAAAGUAACAAGAAUAAUAAAGAAACAAUGUUGGGGAGGGGAAUGUUUUAUACGUAUACACGUCGCGUUUUUUGAGUGAGUUUGGUGGGAGGUGGUUGGUUGGGUGAAAGUCCUUUUUUCAUACGUUCCUUCUUUUUUUUUUUUGCUCUAUGCCUGUCUGUCUGUACGUCUGUCUGUCUGACUGUCUAUAUCUUUUAUAAAAGUUCUUUUCCUCGUGGUGUGAAUGAGUUUGGGGUCGUUGUGUCACUUGGGUAAAACAAAACGCGAGAGUUUCGCGCGCGGCUCGUGUGAGUAGCGAACGUGUAUUUUUGACGCACUAGACAAGACGUGUUCGACUUGCUGCACUGAAUGUUCGAUAACGUUUUUCUCACUACUUUGGCUCGUAUUGUUUCGUUAGGUGAAUCUGUUUCCCAUACGCUCCUACCUAUUUACCCCUUUCCCUCUACCCCAAGGAAAGUUGUUAGAGAUAAUAUAUAAAUAUUAUAUAUAUAAUAUAUAUAUAUAAAGACCCCUUUUUUAUUGUGGCAAUGUGAAUUUUUGUAUUCGCGCCGCUGUACCGUCAAGCGCCUCUGAAAAAAAAAGAAAGGGCGUUGGACGGGCGCUUUCAUGCUGUUUUGAGUCCGAGGCAAUGUAUUUCCUGUGCAAUGACGACGAGUGUGGGCCGCAAGGCUGAAGCGUGUUAUGUAAUUUACUCACAUUCCUCGAGCGAAUGUUGUUGACGAGUGCGAACACCGACAUAGAGUCGCGUGGAUGCCGCGCGGAAGGCGGAGAAGGGCGGCCGGUGAAAGACAGUAAUAACAAAUCUCCAAUCUGGUCCUCUCCGAGACAUUCCUAAUCAUUAGCGUGGAGUGUAUACCUGUUUGACUGAUCGCAAGGAAUAAUAAAUGAGUUUGAAAAUGA
Dermacentor andersoni is the source of this 12683-nucleotide messenger RNA. It is a transcript of the gene RhoGAP100F, whose product is annotated as Rho GTPase activating protein at 100F. Lineage: Eukaryota; Metazoa; Arthropoda; Arachnida; Ixodida; Ixodidae. Gene Ontology annotation, cellular component: synaptic membrane. Gene Ontology annotation, molecular function: protein binding; GTPase activator activity. The record is from RefSeq and is a predicted model, not a curated record. Gene Ontology annotation, biological process: signal transduction; cell projection organization; cell migration.